Agrilus planipennis (emerald ash borer) is the source of this 713-nucleotide messenger RNA. Its product is annotated as U4/U6.U5 small nuclear ribonucleoprotein 27 kDa protein-like. Gene Ontology annotation, cellular component: precatalytic spliceosome. The record is from RefSeq and is a predicted model, not a curated record. Gene Ontology annotation, biological process: RNA splicing. Bases 122 to 583 code for a protein of 153 amino acids. The transcript has 2 exons. NCBI's taxonomy places the organism in Eukaryota, Metazoa, Arthropoda, Insecta, Coleoptera, Buprestidae.
CUAGCGCUUCUGUGCCGAAAAAAAGAACAACGAAAUCGACGUUUUUGUGUUUUACUGUCAGAUGUCAAAAAAGUGCAAUUUUUAAUGGACGACGUAAGUGUUGCAUUAAAAGUUUGCGUGAAUGGGUCGAAUUAGUAGAAGUAGAUCCAGAUCUCCCCGAAGACGAGACAGAGAACGGGAACGUGACAGAGACAGAGAACGUCAUCAUAGAAGGAAAAGAUCCAGAGACAGGUCAAGGGAUAGAUCUAAGGACAGAGAAAGGGACAGGAAGAGGCAUUCAAGGGAUAGAGAUGGACGCAAGAGGUUUUCCCGUUCAAGAUCCCCUUCUUACAGUCGUGAGAAAGACAAGAAGUCCAAGGUAGCAGAAGAGAGACCUGCAAUAACACCAGCUGAUUUGGAGGGCAAAACCCCUGAUGAGCAGGAAAUGAUGAGGAUGAUGGGUUUUUGUAACUUUGAUACCACCAAGGGGAAAAAAGUCGAUGGCAACGACGUGGGAGCUGUACAUGUUAUACUUAAACGAAAAUACAGACAGUACAUGAACAGAAAAGGAGGAUUUAACAGGCCCUUGGACUUUGUGGCUUAACUGGAGCUUCCUUAUUAGUGUUUGAAAAAAGUGGACAAGUGAUUGUGAAUGCUUCACUUUAGGGAUAGCAACAAAAGACUGACUGAAACCAUCCUCAUGCUAGCAACUUCAAUUAGGGCAUCUUCAUAGC